Molecule: messenger RNA, 597 nt
Organism: Phytophthora sojae
Lineage: Eukaryota; Oomycota; Peronosporomycetes; Peronosporales; Peronosporaceae
Exons: 2
Biological process (GO): protein phosphorylation
Molecular function (GO): ATP binding; protein kinase activity
Source: RefSeq, a predicted model, not a curated record
AAACGAGCAGAAGCUCGUGCGAUAUUCCGCCGAGAGGUGGAUAUUUGGUUUGGGUUUAGUCACCCCCACGUUGUUCGGCUCUUUGGUGCCUGCCACAUUGGUAGACCCUUCUUCCUAUGGUCGAAGCUGCAUGAAGCAGCGUUGGGUGUCCAGUAUUUGCAUGCACGCGAGAUUGUCCAUGGCGACCUGAAGGGGAACAACAUCGUAAUCGGGAGCGACAAGAAGGCCAAGGUCACUGACUUUGGUCUUAGCUCGGUCGCAAGUAGUGAGGAACAGGCGCAUUUGAUUUCAGGUGCUUGGCACUGGCUAGCGCCUGAGUGCUUACUCGACACCAACAAGCGGCCGACGAUUGCGGCGGAUGUGUAUUCAUUGGGCAUGUGUGUGAUCGAAGCACUGCGAGUUGUGGAGGCGGCGAAGCUCAGCCAAGACUCCUGUCACUGUCUACCGUGGCGUGUUGCUGACAGGGUUGUUGUCAAGUACCACGCCACGCACGGCACGCUGCCAUCUCGCCCCACAAUCUGUGAAGACGGUCAGUGGGAGCUGAUCCAGCGUAUGUGCGCGCUAGAUCCUGCCCAGAGGAUCAAAAUCUCGACGGUG